UAUCCACGAGAGCAGAGUAUUUUUCUGAAUAUUUUCAGGAUCACAAUUUUUCACAGCCUUCUUUGCUCAUAUUUACCACAGGUGCCAAUAUUAACGGAGGGCGCUGUAUUAUUACAGACCCUGUUAGAAUAGUGAUAAUAUAAUUCUAGAAUAGAAUUAUAUCAUUUUUAUGUAAAUCAGAGUUGUUUACGUAACUCUGUUACGUAAGCUGUUGGACUACUGAUCAGAAGGUCAUGAGGUCAAAUCCCAGCACCACUUAACUUCCACUGCUGGGCCCUCGAGCGAGGCCCUUAACCCUCAACCUCCCAGCUGUAUAAAUGAGAAAAAUUGUUGACUGUCGUCUGAUUGCGAGAUAACUUCACCCCAAAGGCUCUUCUAAGAGUCACGGCACUGAGCGCCUUUGGCUUUGUUUCUCCGUCCGCACUCAUGCCUCGUUUGAUGAAACUGUUCUUUCUCGUCCUCCUCGUCUUAUUCGUCUUCGUUUCACCUUCCGAAGCGAAAAAGAAGACGAAGCAGAAGUCCGGCGAGGACAAAAUCCUGAGCUCCGGAGACCUGAGCACUAAAAAUGGCGACCGCUGCACCUGGCAAACUCGAGAGGGCAAAAACAACAUGGUGCUCCAGAUCAAAUGCUCCACCCACUCAGAGGAGGCGGUGCUUGAGUCCACCAAUUACGAGUGUGAGUUUAAGGGAAAACCGAACGAAUGCCCCGCCUACGUAGACAAACCCACGCAAUACUGGAAGCAGGUUUUAGGGAAGCUGAAAAGGCAAUCGAGCUGCAAAGGAAUAAAAGUGCUGAAGGCCAACAUGUGCAAAAACGCCCCAAACACCUCCCACAUGAAGCUGGUGAGGGACAAGGAGGAGAAGAAAGACGAGGAGCUUAUGAUGAGAGACGAAGGGAUGUCGGACGGAGAAGCGGAAACGGAGAGCUACUGUGCGGAAGGAUGGGAUCCCUUCUGCCACUUCUUCACCAAGCUCCUGUAAAAAAUAUUAACCUUCUGGGAAAAUACAUGUUACAAGAUAAUUCACGUUAAAUAUAUUAACUCCCACUGACACGUCACUGUGUAACACGUUCACACAAUCAGAAUUCACUGCUGUGAGGAAAACCGUCAGCUGCAAGCUGCUGAGGAAAAACUAGCACUAAAUAUUAGCAUUAAAUUACAGCUGAGUAUUAGCAAGAACAUUUCUGUCACUCUUUUUAAAAAUGCUAAUCAUAAAUCUUCCCACUUCCUGUUAUUGUUGUUGUUGUUGAUGUUGUGUGCUUUUUUUUUUAUUUCACCUCGUAUAUUUGACAGAAACUAGCCUCUGUCCUAAAUGCUAGUCAUGCCUAAUUAGCGUUGUAUUUUAGGAAAAUGCUAGCACACAGAGCCCAUUCCAACAAAACUUCCUGAUGCUCAUAUGAAGUUAUUCUCAGUUGCAGAGUGAUCAUGUUUUUACCCACAAUGCACCAAGAGUGUUAGUUCAUUUUAAUUAAAAUAAUUAAAGUGAAUAAAAUGAAGAAAAACACGCAAAAAAGCUAGCUAAAUUUACUUUAAGAUAGCAACUGAGCUGAUGUGUUUAGCGUCCCAGUAUCUUCUAUCAGGAUGUAGCUAAGUGUGCUGAUUUAAGUAGUACGCUAAUCAUGCGUGCUAAUCGCUAAUUAGCACAUUAGCUAACAGGUUACAUUAGCACAAAGUACAAAGCUUUUUUAGCGCUCUUUUGUUUGUAUUAAUGUUAAUAGCAGCUUUUUAGUUGCACGCUAGCAUUUAGGAUACAGCGCUAAGCUAACAACUUUGGAAGAGGAAGUUAGAAUGCUACGCAGUCUUAUAUAAUUAGCAUGGCUUAGCUUAGCAAAGCAUUACUGGUGUGAUUUCAUUGUAUAUGUAGUGUUUUGACUAAACGAUUUAUUUCAGCUUUGUAAAUCUUUUCUAAUGGUCAAUAAACUAAGUAUUCGUGUUUAAGACGAGGUUUUCCAUUCCUUUAUUUUCCCUUCCUUUUGCUUUUGCU
Messenger RNA from Ictalurus furcatus (blue catfish), 1983 nucleotides. It is a transcript of the gene fgfbp3, whose product is annotated as fibroblast growth factor binding protein 3. Bases 427 to 981 code for a protein of 184 amino acids. Lineage: Eukaryota; Metazoa; Chordata; Actinopteri; Siluriformes; Ictaluridae. Gene Ontology annotation, biological process: cell-cell signaling. The transcript is spliced from 4 exons. The record is from RefSeq and is a predicted model, not a curated record. Gene Ontology annotation, molecular function: growth factor binding.